AUGGCACCAACAAUUAUACUGAGUAAUAUAGACUUUGUUAUGGCAAUGAUGCACUGUAAGCAUAUUACAGUUAAUGCUGAUGACAUGAAGCUCAUUCUUGACAUCAGUAUUAUAACUGAGUUGAACUAUUUUAGUCUGAUUGAUGUGUCUGAUUGCUUCAUUUCUGCUAUCUCUGCUUCUGCUGCCAUCACCUGCCAUCUGUAUUCUGUUCCUGCUCCAUCAACUACUGCUGCUGCUCCACCACUACUAUCACUGCCCACCACUGCCUCUCUGCCUUUCCCUGGUGCUGACAGGAUCUCCACCUGUCAAAUAAUGGGUAUUAGAGCCUCUGUCCAGUUCACAAAGCCAGUUCUGGAGGAGCAGGAGAAGAAGAAGGAGGAGAAGAAGAAGGAGUAG
Messenger RNA from Coccidioides immitis RS, 396 nucleotides. RefSeq lists its product as uncharacterized. NCBI's taxonomy places the organism in Eukaryota, Fungi, Ascomycota, Eurotiomycetes, Onygenales, Onygenaceae. The record is from RefSeq and is a predicted model, not a curated record. The transcript has a single exon. Bases 1 to 396 code for a protein of 131 amino acids.